GUAGCUAUUAUACCCUGCCUCAUUCACAUGCAAAUCAUAUCAAAAUUUCAUUCUUUUUGCCUUGACAUGAAUCAAAACCAGCUUCAGCCCCUUCCUCUCCUUAGUAGCUUCUUAGGUUCAUCUCCUGAAGAAUCUUUGCUACAAAACCAAAAUGAAAAUCCUAAUGCAUGCCAUGCUCAAGUUGAGGAUGUUACAGUGGCCUUACACAUAGGCCUCCCUGACCAUUCAAGUGGCUCCAAUUCCACCAAUAAUCAUGGAUUUGUGAAUGCCACAACUCAAGUUCCUAACAAUUACUGGAUACCAACUCAGGAGCAGAUCCUCAUUGGGUUUAGCCAUUUCUCUUGUCCUGUGUGCCACAAAACCUUCAACCGCUACAACAACCUUCAGAUGCAUAUGUGGGGACAUGGGUCACAGUAUCGCAGAGGCCCAGACUCACUGAAACGAACCCAUCCACGGCCCUUGUUGGACCUUCCAUGCUACUGUUGCGCAAGAGGGUGCAAGAACAACAUCGAGCACGCACGUGCCAAGCCUCUGAAGGAUUUUCGCACGCUUCAAACACACUACAAGAGGAAGCACGGUUCCAAGCCCUUCACGUGCCGCAAGUGUGGCAAGCCUCUGGCCGUGAAAGGUGACUGGCGAACCCACGAGAAAAACUGUGGCAAACGAUGGCUUUGUAUCUGUGGUUCUGAUUUCAAGCAUAAGAGGUCACUUAAAGACCACAUAAAAGCCUUUGGAUUUGGUCACACCCCUUUUUCUUCUUUUUCUGAUGGUAUGUAAUUAAUUAAACAUGCAUGGCACAAAACUUAUUAUAUGGCUCCUUUAGUGUUGUUGGUUGUACAGUUUUCCAAUCAGAAUUCAAGUUUCAACUUCAUAUUUUGCAUAAUUAUUUAACGCAAAUUUUAAUUAUGCAAGUUAUCGAGGUGUGAAACUGACUUUGAUCGAAGAACGGUACAAACAUGCACUUUAUUAUAACGACUUAUCUUGUCUUAAUUUCUAGUACUUAGACAAUUUAAGGGUGAUCUCUAUGUUGUUAUCAAUUAAUAAUGAAGAGGAAUGAGUUUUUCUUAAGUUAUGUUACUGUGUUAGCAUUUAAAUAGAGAGGAAUAAGAAGGGAGACAGGGUAAAGAAACUGAGAAUUUGAUUCCAAUUUAUUGAUUC
Messenger RNA from Glycine soja, 1158 nucleotides. Its product is annotated as protein TRANSPARENT TESTA 1-like. Gene Ontology annotation, molecular function: DNA-binding transcription factor activity. Gene Ontology annotation, biological process: anatomical structure development; regulation of gene expression. The transcript is spliced from 2 exons. NCBI's taxonomy places the organism in Eukaryota, Viridiplantae, Streptophyta, Magnoliopsida, Fabales, Fabaceae. Gene Ontology annotation, cellular component: nucleus. The record is from RefSeq and is a predicted model, not a curated record. The coding region runs from base 28 to 777 and encodes 249 amino acids.